AUGACUCAAGCUUCAAGUGUUGAUUACUCGACUUUAAAAUACAACCUGCUGAAAAUGUGGUUGCCAGUCACAGGGGUGCGGACACCGGUUGAUUUAUGGACUCGGAAUUUUGAGAAUUACUUUGGCGAUAAGGUGUAUUGUGUGAUGCAGGAUUGGCUAAGACAAAAUAAUAAAGAAACUACUCCCGAUUUUCUUUGCAAACCACAUUUUGAGAAUUAUUUCGAUAGUCGUCCACCAUUUGAAAUCGAUGAGGUAAUAUUGUCGGGAAGCUGCAGCGAAGGUCUUUUCCUUUAUUCUAGAGAGCCAUCGGACAGGGAUUUCAUGUGCGUGUUAAAGAAUAUUACGUUCUCACUGGAAGAUCAGCAAAAUGGCUGCUUAUGGUUAAGAGAAGAUACACCUUUUGUUUACGCAUUUAUGACAAGCGACGAAACACAAAAUUUGUGGUGUGCGUUUCUUGACAAUGCGGAUAAAGGGACGCGAAAGCAUCGAUUAUCUUCAAGAAAAUUAAAAGAAAAGCUACAAGAAAACUCUCAGAAAACAGCUAAUAACAAUAUAUGUUCUGCUAUUUUUGGAAGGGACGAAGAGGUGACGGAAGGUGCGGCAAUGACCAUCAGUAAACCAGAAUUUGGGACGUCUGACUGGAAUCGUUUGGUAGAUUUCCUAACAAAGUUUUUAAACAAUCCAAUAAAUGAAGAACUUGGUGGAGAAAUAGAAUAUUGGGUGAGUAACGGCGGUUUGCCUGAUUUAUUUUAUACCAGAGCUGCCCAGGCCAGUGAUGUUGUGCUAGCCAUAUUCUGCGAAGGGUGGCCAUCCUGUGCACGAGAAUGGAUCACGCGCAAACGACUAUGGCCAGAUAUGAAUUCGGUGGAAAAAAUCUCCAAUAAUGGAUAUCACAUUGUGCCAAAGAGCUCGCCUGAUGGUGACUUCCGUUUGUCUUUUUCUUGUGUUGAAACCAUGUUGGUUGAGACUCUCAUACCACUGCAGCGCAGAGUAAUGAGAGCUUUUAAAGCUGUAGUGAAAUAUCAUGAAAAUACCUGGAGUCCAAAUUUGAAGAACAUUAUUUCAAGUUAUCAUUUGAAAACCAUCGCGUUUUGGCAUUUUGAGAGAACCUCCCAAGAAUCUUGGACUGAAGACACUUUAGUUCAUCAUCUUGUCGCAUUACUUGAGGAGUUAGCAGAAGCCUUGCGAAUUCAAAAUCUUCCAAUGUACUUCAUGCCUAAAGUUAACCUCGUCCAAGACGUUGAUAAUCCCGAAGUUACGCUGGACUUAAUGGAAAAGAUUUCACAACUUUCGCAGAAUUUCUGUGCCAUGUCUGAAGCUAUAAACAAUAACAUUUAA
Molecule: messenger RNA, 1338 nt
Organism: Paramuricea clavata
Lineage: Eukaryota; Metazoa; Cnidaria; Anthozoa; Malacalcyonacea; Plexauridae
Source: the annotation of a GenBank genome assembly